Molecule: messenger RNA, 964 nt
Organism: Xenopus laevis (African clawed frog)
Lineage: Eukaryota; Metazoa; Chordata; Amphibia; Anura; Pipidae
Gene: rpe.S
Product: ribulose-5-phosphate-3-epimerase S homeolog
Biological process (GO): pentose-phosphate shunt; carbohydrate metabolic process
Molecular function (GO): racemase and epimerase activity, acting on carbohydrates and derivatives; D-ribulose-phosphate 3-epimerase activity
Source: RefSeq, marked provisional
CGUGAACCACGCUUUUACAGUCAUGUCGUCUGGGUGCAAGAUCGGUCCUUCCAUCCUGAAUAGCGAUCUGUCUCGUCUGGCGGCGGAAUGCGAUCGCAUGUUGCAGAGUGGUGCAGAUUAUCUACAUCUGGAUGUAAUGGACGGGCAUUUUGUUCCUAAUAUCACUUUUGGUCAUCCUGUCGUAGAAUGUCUGCGGAAGCAACUUGGCAGUAACCCAUUCUUUGAUAUGCACAUGAUGGUUGCUCAACCAGAGCAGUGGGUGAAACCAAUGGCAACUGCUGGUGCUAAUCAGUAUACGUUUCACCUGGAGGCCACAAAUAACACUGGGGCCCUAAUCAAAGACAUUCGAGAGAGUGGCAUGAAGGUGGGGCUGGCUAUUAAGCCAAAUACUACAGUGGAGUACCUUGCACCAUGGGCCAACCAAAUAGAUAUGGCUCUGGUUAUGACUGUGGAACCUGGCUUUGGUGGGCAGAAGUUCAUGGAAGAUAUGAUGCCAAAGGUGCAUUGGCUUAGGUCACAGUUCCCUUCUUUGGAUAUUGAAGUUGAUGGGGGUGUGGGACCAGACAACAUUCACAGAUGUGCUGAGGCUGGUGCAAAUAUGAUUGUGUCUGGCAGUGCAAUUAUGAAGAGUGAAGACCCGCGUUCAGUGAUUAACUUACUUCGUACUGCAUGCUGUGAAGCUGCCCAAAAACGCUCAUUAGAUCGGUGAAGAUGGGAAAGAAUGGAUGUUCUGGUCCAGACAAUUUCCAGAUUCAGCUGAACUGAGGAGGAGGCUGGGGCCAAAAAUCAGGAUGGCACUGUACUGGCCUUUGAGGCUGUAACAAAAAUAUUCCAUGAAGACUCUGAUAAAGACAAUAUUACAGUUUUUUUUUUUGUUUUUUUAACUCUUGUCAGUGGUUGACAAAUCAGCAAAGUAGUCAUUAUUCUUUGGGAAAGGAUAAUAAAUGUUCCAUAGUUAUCAUCA